Aplosporella prunicola CBS 121167 is the source of this 1203-nucleotide messenger RNA. RefSeq lists its product as uncharacterized. NCBI's taxonomy places the organism in Eukaryota, Fungi, Ascomycota, Dothideomycetes, Botryosphaeriales, Aplosporellaceae. Gene Ontology annotation, molecular function: prephenate dehydrogenase (NADP+) activity; NAD+ binding; prephenate dehydrogenase (NAD+) activity. The record is from RefSeq and is a predicted model, not a curated record. The annotation marks the transcript as partial. Gene Ontology annotation, biological process: L-tyrosine biosynthetic process. The transcript has 5 exons.
AGAGUCAACGCUUGCGAUGCGCCACAGAAGUACGAUGAGCUGAAAGAAGCGUACAAUGGACACAAUAACAUUCACAUUUACCCCGACGGCCAUCUUGUCUCCAGGUGCAGUGACUACAUCAUCUACAGUGUACCCGCCGAGGCUAUUGACUCCGUUGUUGCCAAGUACGGCCCAUCUACCAAGCUCGGCGCCGUCGUUGGAGGUCAGACAUCAUGCAAAGCUCCCGAGAUCGACGCAUUUGAGAAGCACCUGCCGCCGGACGUCGACAUCGUGCCAUGCCACUCGCUGCACGGUCCCGGCGUGGACCCCAAAGGCCAGCCACUGGUCCUGAUCAAGCACCGCGCGUCGGACGCGUCCUUUGCGCUCGUCGAAAAGAUCCUCUCCUGCCUGGAAUCCAAGCACGUAUACCUCACCGCGGCAGAGCAUGACCGUAUCACCGCCGACACGCAAGCCGUGACGCACGCGGCCUUCCUGUCCAUGGGCGCCGCGUGGGCCGCGAACCGCCAGUUCCCGUGGGAGAUCCCGCGCUACCUGGGCGGCAUCGAGAACGUCAAGAUCAACGUGACGCUGCGCAUUUACUCGAACAAGUGGCACGUGUACGCGGGCCUGGCGAUCCUGAACCCGUAUGCCCGCCAGCAGAUCCACCAGUACGCCCAGAGCGUCACGGAGCUGUUUAAGCUGAUGCUGGGCGGCCACCGCGAGGAGCUGCGCAACCGCAUCAUGACUGCUGGCGCGGCUGUGUUUAGCGGUGAUGGCGAUGGAGACCUGUUGCUUAAGGAUGAGGUGCUCGACCAGUUUAGUCUGGGCGAGCUGCCUCCUGAGAAGGUCAGGAACAACCAUCUGAGCUUGCUCGCUAUGGUGGAUAGUUGGUGGAAGUUGGGUAUCGUGCCUUACGACCACAUGAUCUGUUCUACACCCCUCUUCCGUCUCUGGCUUGGUGCUACUGAAUAUCUUUUCCGCAAGCCUGACUUGCUGGAAGAGGUCAUUGAGACCGCGAUUGAAGACGACACCUUCCGCGCUGAUGACCUCGAGUUCACCUUCGCCGCCAGGGACUGGAGCGACCGCGUGAGUCUCGGGCACAUGGAUGCCUACCGUGAGAAGUUUGAAGGCAUUCAGGCCUACUUUGAGCCCCGAUUCCCUCAGGCAAAGACGGUGGGCAACGAGAUGAUCAGGACCAUCUUGGCGAAGACCUCGAAACCAUAG